Messenger RNA from Microdochium trichocladiopsis, 1908 nucleotides. RefSeq lists its product as uncharacterized. Gene Ontology annotation, cellular component: Ino80 complex. Bases 1 to 1908 code for a protein of 635 amino acids. The record is from RefSeq and is a predicted model, not a curated record. The transcript is spliced from 2 exons. Lineage: Eukaryota; Fungi; Ascomycota; Sordariomycetes; Xylariales; Microdochiaceae.
AUGGAGCCGGAAACCACGCAGCGCGGCAAGCGCAAAUCGAGAGGCGCGGCCGGCGCGAAUGACGGCUCGUUCUCCGGAAGUGCGCCGGGCAAGAUCAGGCACCUCAAGAAGGAGGACGGCGAGCCGCUCUGGAGACGAGACAUCCAGUACGACUUCCUCAAGGCCGUCUUCGACGACGAGCGGCCAGUCUUCACCAACAACUACGAGGGUGACAAGUCGACCAAGCAGAACUUUGCCGACCUCUACAUUGACACGAUGGCGCGGAGCAGCAAGACCAGCAAGGUCCUUCGCGACAAACUGCUUAGUGAUCGAGAAGCCGCGAAGAGCAUGGCCAUGGUCUGCUUGCUUGUCAACGUCGGUCGGAUGAACACAACGCUCAACUUCUUCCCAGAAAUGCGAGCCCAACUGCGAACCUACCACGCGAUUCCGUCGUUGCAGGCGCGCCAAGAUGCCUCGGCUUACAAGCAGCUUCAGGAUGCGCCUCGUCUCAAGUCCAUCCUCAAGGGUGCUGCCGAAGACCGGAUCGAGCCUAACGACCUCAGCGAGUUCAAGGAAAUUGAUCCGCCUCGCACGAACCCGGUCAACCUCAUCUUUCUCCUCUGUAACCAGGCGGCGCAUGUUGCCGAGCUCCAUUUCCCUCCCGGUUUCGAGUUCCACGAUCUCAUCAUGAAGACCAAAUACACCAGCCAGUCCCGCGCGAAUGCCUUCCUCUGGGUGGUGUGGUUCUACCUUGAGUCUGACUUCACCGAGGAAGGCUGUGAGGAGAACCCGUUCGGAGCAGGCGUCGACUAUGGCACCGACGUGGCGAACCAGGGCAUCCCGCGUCUCGAGGAGAUGACCGAGGAGCAGGAGAAGCAAGAGAACAUUGACCCUCAAGAAGAGGUUGAUUUCGGCCACGAGAAGCAAGCCCACCGAGCCCGGAUCAUUGCAGCCGACCAAGCAUAUAUGGCUGAGCACCAGUCAAAGCGAGGAGCCAGGGCCAAGAACUCUGCAGACGACAGCCUCAGUGCCGCGAUCCUCCCGCGGAUCCGGCCUCCGAAGCACGAGUCAGACAUGGAUAGUCUCCGCUCGCCCACUCCGCCCCGAGGUCUUGGCCGACUGAGCGGUUUGGGCGGACGCCGAGGCGGUGCAUCGCUCAAGUACCAGGUCUUUGAGGGCUCCUCGCCAGCUCCCCAUCAUGGUGGCGACGGCAUCAUGCCACGCAAGCCGAGACCGCCGACGGCGCACCAGCUAGCCGUUGAGAGAAACCGGAACCAGCGCGUCGAGCACAUUCUCGAUCGUGGCCUGAGACGAGAGUACCACAAGGCGCGCAAGGCUCGACGCCAAGAAGGCGUGUUUAUCCGAGCGCGGAAGCGCCUGGAGAGCAUGGACGAUCCCUUCCUGGACAGCGACCAGGAGGAAUACCGCCUGCACCAUGCCCUCCGUGGCGACUUCCGAGACAAGGGCUUCGGUGGUCUCUGUCCGCUCCGGACAGAAGACGACGACUUUGGCGAGGAGUUCAGCACAUAUGCCGCCUCGUUGCGAAGAGUGAACCGCCGGUUUGCCCGCUGGGCUUCCCAGGGGAAGCAAGGUGUUGUGCAGCCGGCCAAGAAGCACAACGAGCAUGAGCACAGCCAAGGCGGUGGCGGCAAGCACGAUGGUCGGGACGCCGGCCAGCACGGCGCCAAGGAUAAUGGCACCGAGAAUGGCAAGACCAGGCUCAACGGCAACAGCAAGGACAGUGGCGACGUGGCGAUGGAGGAUGCGGACGAUCUCGACGACAUGGACAAGGAACUACUUGGGCUUGCCAGCGGCGCCGAGGAUGAGGACGAGGAGCUCGAGGAUGAUGAGGACGGUGACCAGUUUGAAGAGUCCCAGAUGCUACCUCACCAUGACCCUCCCGAGUACGACUCGGACGCGACGGUGUAG